ACCAAAAGCAAGUGUAAAGGAGACAAGCCCAAAGAGCCCAAGAGCCAAACCAGGUGGUGAUAGUGGCUUUCCGGCGAGGUUGGGUUCCGGCCACCAAAGGGAGCAGCCUCUGCCAGUAGAGAGCAGAAUAGGGAGUUUCUCGUUCACUGCACAAAACGGAGAUGACGAUUUUGCACGCAAGAAGGUUGCUCUGUAGAAGCUUCUCGAGCAUUUCUGGAAACCCUUUGCGGGUGUGUGUUGUUGGAAGCGGCCCUGCUGGUUUCUACACUGCUGAGAAGAUGUUGAAGGCGCACCAACAAGCACGAGUUGAUAUCAUUGACAGGUUGCCUACGCCUUUUGGAUUGGUCCGCUCCGGUGUCGCACCCGAUCACCCUGAUACUAAGAUUGUCGCCAACCAAUUCUCAAGGGUGGCGCAACAGGAACGAUGCUCGUUUUUUGGAAAUGUGACCCUUGGAUCCAGCAUCUCUCUCUCUGAAUUGCGCGAGCUGUAUCAUGUGGUUGUCCUCGCAUAUGGUGCUGAAAGUGAUAGAAGUCUUGGUGUUCCAGGCGAAAACUUGAAAGGGAUACUAUCAGCUAGAGAGUUUGUUUGGUGGUAUAAUGGGCACCCAGAUGGACGAAAUCUUAAUCCAGACCUGAAGAGCUCUGAUACAGCUGUAGUUCUUGGUCAGGGAAAUGUUGCACUAGAUGUCGCACGUAUUCUUUUACGACCUAGUACUGAGUUAGCAACAACAGAUAUUGCUGGUCAUGCUUUGGCUACCUUAGAGGAGAGCUCUAUCAGGGUAGUUUAUUUGGUUGGAAGACGUGGUCCAUCCCAAGCGGCUUGUACUGCAAAAGAAUUACGUGAAGUUCUUGGCAUUCAUAACCUUAAUAUUUUCAUACAGGAAUCUGAUUUACAUUUGACCCCGUCCGAUGAGGAAGAACUUAAGAGUAGCCGAAUACAGAGAAGAGUUUAUGAGUUGCUAUCUAAGGCAGCUACUUCGAGACCCAAACAAGCUGGUUUGAACCAACGUGAGCUCCAUUUUGUCUUCUUCCGAAAGCCAGAUAGUUUUCAAGAGUCAGAAGAGAGAGCUGGCCAUGUUUCUGGAGUGCACUUUGAGAAGACAGUUCUAAAAGGUGCUGGCCCUGGAAAACAGAUUGCCAUUGGUACUGGAGAGUUUGAAGAUACAAAAUGCGGGAUGGCACUUAAGAGUAUUGGUUACAAAUCAGUCCCAGUUGAUGGCUUACCUUUUGAUCAUAGGAAAGGUAUAGUUCCAAAUGAUAGAGGUCGAGUGUUGAGUGACACUUUAGAUCCUACAGCACUUGAAGAAGGCUUGUAUGUAUGUGGUUGGUUGAAGAGAGGACCAACAGGGAUUAUUGCCACAAACCUGUAUUGUGCUGAAGAAACUGUUUCGAGCAUAUCAGAAGACAUUGAAAGAGGACUUUUGAUUUCAUCAAUGUCCUCGCCAAAACCUGGUAGGGACGGUCUUCUCCAGCUUCUGCAUGAUAGAAAUGUCAGAGUAGUCUCAUUUGGUGAUUGGGAAAAGAUUGACUCUGAAGAAAGGAGGCUUGGAAGUUCAAGGAACAAGCCUAGGGAAAAACUGGCCACCUGGAAUGAACUACUGAAAGCAACCUCAGAAUGAAUCGAUUUUGCACAUGAACACAAUACUUCAUGAUUUCAGCUUGGUGAUCUUAACCUACACGAAGAGCAGUAUAUGAUUGAAAGACAGCUCCAAAAUAAAAUACACACUUCUUGAAAUACCUUGGGCAAUUAGUUAUCGUGGAUAUUCAUAUCAAAUCAACUGUUAUUGUGGGCAAAGGCAGACAGAUUAAAGCUCUUUUCUUUACAUUACAUACUCAUUUUUCUCCUAUUAAGCGUUUCUAUAACUAUUAUCUGUGAGACUGUGACUGAUUAUUCCUCUUAAGUAUUUGAUAGUGUUCCUAAUAACAUGGCCUUUUUAGUGGGA
This is a messenger RNA of Lotus japonicus, 1943 nucleotides long. RefSeq names its product NADPH:adrenodoxin oxidoreductase, mitochondrial. Gene Ontology annotation, molecular function: oxidoreductase activity. The coding region runs from base 162 to 1619 and encodes 485 amino acids. The record is from RefSeq and is a predicted model, not a curated record. Lineage: Eukaryota; Viridiplantae; Streptophyta; Magnoliopsida; Fabales; Fabaceae. The transcript has 12 exons.